GAAGCCAGCUCUUUGCCUGGAGGGGAUCCGCCAUCUCAGAUCUCUCGGCCUUGCCAGGGCCCACCAGAGAAAACUGACGUCCCGGUCCUAUCAUACUUAUGGGGGACCAACCUUGUGCCUCCGGGAGAUCCACACUCCCACCUGGAAACACGCGGGAACCAAAGCCUCCCAAAAAGCGCUGCCUCCUCGCUCCGCGGUGGGAUUAUCCAGAAGGCACUCCCAGCGGAGGCAGUACCACUCUCCCCUCGGCGCCUCCUCCUGCGUCAGCCGGCAUGAAGUCUCACCCUCCUCCUCCGGAGAAAUCCUGAAAUAUAUUUUUCCCACCUUAAAUCAGUCUUUGAGGAAUUUCAGUAUGACUUCAUUUCCUUAGUGCAUUUGUAAAAUAGUUCACCCAUUGAAGACUAUGAAGAUUAUUUACAAUGCUAUCCUGCUUUUUCUGAUGUGCUGCAUCUCGAAGUUGUGAUGUUAAAGUUUUAUGAUGUAAUGAGUGUGAUUUCACUUCCUGAAUUUGGAUGAAUUCUGAGACAUGGGCAAGAUCAGGUUUUAGACUUCUAAGACUGGAGGCCGUGGCCAUGGAUCAUGGUAAACUCACCAAAGCAAAUAAUGCCCAUGAGAUGGUCCUGCCGAAACCAACCUUUGCUGUCUUUUGGUGAUACCCAGUUCUUGCUGUAUUACUUAAAAUUUCAUAUAUCCAUUAAAGUCUAAAUAAAUUUGUGUCAUUGAUGUUUUA
This is a messenger RNA of Jaculus jaculus (lesser Egyptian jerboa), 730 nucleotides long. It is a transcript of the gene Nbdy, whose product is annotated as negative regulator of P-body association. The record is from RefSeq and is a predicted model, not a curated record. The coding region runs from base 99 to 308 and encodes 69 amino acids. Lineage: Eukaryota; Metazoa; Chordata; Mammalia; Rodentia; Dipodidae. The transcript has 3 exons.